Dendroctonus ponderosae (mountain pine beetle) is the source of this 2870-nucleotide messenger RNA. RefSeq names its product nonsense-mediated mRNA decay factor SMG8. Lineage: Eukaryota; Metazoa; Arthropoda; Insecta; Coleoptera; Curculionidae. The record is from RefSeq and is a predicted model, not a curated record. Gene Ontology annotation, biological process: nuclear-transcribed mRNA catabolic process, nonsense-mediated decay. Bases 61 to 2373 code for a protein of 770 amino acids. The transcript is spliced from 12 exons.
UUUUUUUUUAUUAAUUGAUUGAGUUGAGUUUGUAGAAGAAAAAUAAGAAAAUAAGCCAAAAUGCGAAUGAGAAACGCAUUUCAACUGCCAGAGUUGGAUGAUUUACUAAAGCAUCGUAGAGCAGGCACUGAUAACGUAGUUGUAGUCUCAAUAAUUGGGAAAAGUUCAUUGAACAUGGCUGGCUUGAAAAUGAAAUCAAUCGGAAGAUUAUUUCCACUGGAAGGGCGCCCACCGGGUGAGACUUUGAUCAAAGGAUCCUAUGAUGAACAGCAUCGAAUCAUUUACCUUCAUUUGUACAGUUUGUUCGAUACGGACAUUUUGUUAGAAAAGUUAGAGGAACUUUACCGUGACAAAGGUUGUUUUGAAGACUUCCUGGAGACUAACAAUGACAUCAAAACGUCUUUUUGUCGAUACUGCUUGCUAUUGUUUUACAUUAGCCACAUUGUAAUUCUAUCACAUCCAGGAACGUCUUUCGACAACAGUUACAUUCAGUGUUUCAAAGCACUGGAUUUACUAAGCAAAAAGAUGUUCGAAGAAAUUUGCGAUUGCUUGAAAUCACUGGACAUGUUAAAUCCUGAAUGGGUUGCCAAUGGACGACCCUGCACCCCAAGAAUAAUUUUCUACUUUGAAAGAACGCAUGCUGUUAAGAUUGGCAUAAAAAAGCUGGAACACAAUCUGGAAGACAGAAUAUACCAUAUUCUCAAGAAAACCAGGAUAAUUACCACCAGUGGGUGCACACUAUUUUCGAUUCCUCUGAACGAAGAAUUUGUCUACUUAGCUGAAAAAAUGCCAGAGGAUCCUCUGAGCGAAGCCGUAAAAGGAAUAAUCCGCGACUGUCAGCCAGGCGGUGCGAUGCAACUUGAUAUGCCAUUCUCAACUGAGUCUCAUUUAGAAAAAGAUUUUUAUAAAUUUCUACUUGUUCAUGUUCAGCGUGCAAAAACUAAAGGUUUCGAUGAUACCGUUUCUUCGUCCAGACAUCUGCAUGCGCCCUCACAUUUCGAACUUCCAUUAUUAGAACAUUGGAUAGAAGCAACUAAAUGUUUGUACAACUUAAUUAUUACUGAAGAGAGGCCAAUGCCAUCUCUUUACACAGAUACGCGGUUUUCUGAGCAAAGGUGUCUGAAAGUGCUACCAUUGGCUGUAGCGCGGUAUCAGGAAGGCUUACCCUCGCAUUACGCGCAAAGUGAACACGAAGCCAGAUUAGCAAUUGCUUUGAACCUUUUUAGGGCGCAAGCCAGAGGACCAAGAUAUCCGCAGUAUGAAAUGAAACUUGAGAUGGAAUGUCACGCGCACUGGUCAAAUGAACGACAGCAAUGUGAAGCAGCUUCAAUGACUGGAAAUCCUUGCAAACUUCCAAAACAUCCCGCUGACCAAGAGCAUAUGAGCGGAUUUAUCUACAAGUCUGUAUGUGAUUGCGGACGAAAGACUGCCGGCAGAGAUGAUCCUUACACGGCAAUUCGAGCCAACUAUAUAUUUUACCAGCAAAUAGCGGCGGAAUGUGUUUGUGCCGAUUUGAAGCGAAUAGAGUUUCCGAUAUUUGAGCCUUCGAUAACCGAAUUUAAAGCUGCCACAAUUAGUGAAUCGGACGACCUAACGCCGGUACUUUCGGAUAGAACGGUUCCACUCUCCCCAGAAGUAAAAUUGGAGUCGCUGGUAAGGCAACCGAGUACAACGGAGUACUUACCUGGCAUGCUCACCUUAAGUUCUCCUCCAGGACUACUUCCAGUAUUCUCAAGUUGGUCGCUUGUAUGUUUGGGCCCUUCUUCUAUAUAUAGUCAUAACGUAGGCAUUUCCGAAUCCUAUCAUCCCGGAUUCAUGAGUUUCACAAAUUAUCUUUUGCCAUGGGACGUGACGGUUGGAAUGAAAUCGAAAAAGGCAUGGCCUGCAAUUGGAAAAUACGCAACUAGAGUAAAGAAAGGAAAACCGACAACUACCGUCCCCCAGUCCGUGAAAGUAUUUAUUGGUGUUGAAUAUGAAUGUCCAUCAGGGCAUCGCUUCAUGUUAUCCGCACCGGAUAGAUUAUUAAAAGCUACUCCGGGAAGUCUUGUUAAAGAUACUGGCCUUAAAAUUGCAGAGUCCGAUAUGCCACUGUACUAUCAAUGUUCGUGCAGGGCAGGAAAAAUUGCCCAAUUGAUGCGAAUUCAUGUGGUUACUCCAAAGGCUCCGGUCUAUUGCACUUUAAAUCCAAAGAUUCAACCAGCUGCGGGAGCCCCAAUAUUCAUUUGCACCAACGAUGGACCGAUUAAGCUCACUCAGUCCGCAUAUUGGGUGAUGCGACUUCCGUUUGUGUAUGUAGCUGAUACUGAACAUUACCAACAAAAUUUGACUGGAAAAUUGUUGUCGGGCACAUUUGGUGUGGUUGAAGCAGAAUAGAAACACAGAAAAUGCCGCCUAAACUAAACAACAGCUCAACAAAAUCAAUGUAACACUGACAAAUUUGGACCAACUUUGGAACUGGAUAAAUUCUAACUGCAACGGCCGAGUUUAUUUCUGUUUGAAGCGUUUUUUAGUGCAAUUCCUUGUGUUUUGCAAAAAAUGGUGCUUCAGAUUAAGUUUCUACAGGGCGACGAAUGAAUCAAUGCAAAAUUAGUGAAAGUUGCACAUGUUCUGAGUACGACAAAAAACUUUGUUUUAUGUUUGAAUGACAUUAAGAUGGACCUCGUAUCUCGAAAAAAGUUUUUGAAUAAAUAUCCUGCAUGUUAUUAGUACCUACAAUAAGAAUAAUCCACAAAAUGAUAAUCUUUAAAAAAAUCCAAUAGUUUAGUUGCAACUUUCCUUGUCGUUUAUUCUUAAUCACCCUGUAAGGCUUGAAGAAUACUGUAAUGAAUGUAUAAGUAAAGCCUAAAUGUAAAUAGAGUCGAUUAAAACUG